This is a messenger RNA of Anopheles moucheti, 1623 nucleotides long. Its product is annotated as AT-rich interactive domain-containing protein 1B-like. The transcript is spliced from 2 exons. The coding region runs from base 1 to 1623 and encodes 540 amino acids. The record is from RefSeq and is a predicted model, not a curated record. NCBI's taxonomy places the organism in Eukaryota, Metazoa, Arthropoda, Insecta, Diptera, Culicidae.
AUGAAACGUCCGCCCGUGCCCGUCCAGCAGCAGCCGCCGCCCGCCUCGCAGCCACCCCAACCGUCGGCGUCGUCCGUGCACCCGUCCGGGUUGGGCGUGGAUGACGCACUGUCGGUCAUAAUGGCCGGCCGAACGGGGGCCGUGGUGGGCGGGUCACCGACGACAACGGCACCGGGUAGUGCGGCGGCGGCGGCGGCCGCUGCAGCAGCUGCUGCAGCCGCCGCUGCUGCGGCCGCCGGUGUCAUGCUGGACGAUCUCGACCUGGCCACCCAGCGUAACCUUGCCCUAGCGCGGCUCAAUGCGUCCCCACUUUCGUCGGCCGCCGGCGGCAUUAAUCCAACCCCUUCCAAUGGCAGCUCGGCGGCGGCUGUCGCCGUGGCGGCUGCUGCUGCGGCAGCGGCUGCAGCAGCGGCCGCCAACGGUCCCGACGGUCCGGCCCUGUACGGCCAUCUGUACGGCAAGGAGAUGGGUCUGAUGCGUAAACUUUCCUCCCUCGAUGACUUCCAAUCCGCGACAGCGACCAACCCUUCGUCAGCCGCCAUGCGCACCUACCAACAGCUGCUGCAGUCGGAUGGUCAUCAUCCAUCUGGGGCCGGUGGAGCAGGCGGCACCAACUACAACCAAUCACAACCCCAACAGCAGCAGCAACACGCGCAAGCCAAAUUCAAUGGUGGACAGUUUGGUUACCCACAGGCAAGCGGUUUACUGAAACCCUGCUACGACUAUGGGACACCCCAGCAACAUCAACAGCAAGCGGCCGCAGCAGCCGCCGCUCUAGCCGCCCAACACCAUCAGAUGCAGCCGCCCAAUCAGCCUCCGGGAAACAAUGGCUCCAACAACGGGGUAGGAACGUCGAUCAAGAAAGAGCUCGGAUAUACGGGAGGUGCCGAUCUGUACACACCACCGUUGACACCUUCCUCGAUCGGAAGUGGUGGCUCAAACUCCGGCCAGGGUCCACCGGCCGUUACCGCGCCCUCCACGGUUUCUUCCUCCACUGCGUCCUCCUGUUCGGGGCCAACGUCAGCGCUAUCCUUCAUGAGCAAUCUUUACGGCGAUGCCGGCGGGCACAGUGAAUCCUUCACCAACGGUCCGACAGGUGGCGGUGGUAACAGCUGCAUGCGACCGAACGGUGGGCUAAAAGUGGAUCAGCAGGCCACAAUGUUGACGGCGAUGGGUGGCCGAGGCAGCGGCUCAAUUAUAAAUAGUUUAGCAAAUAGUAGCACCAAGCACGAACCAAAUACAGCGAACGAUGGUGGUGGUGGCGGCGGCGGCGAUCAUCUGCAUCAUCAGCAACAUCUCCAUCCACAAGGGCACGGGCUGGCACAUCACCAUCAGAUGCAGCUCCAUUGCCAGCAGCAUUCGAUGGGCGUCCAGAGUGGUGGGCCAAUGCAUCUGCAACAUCAUCUCGGCGCAAACCAAGGUUCCAGUGGGAAUGCGACCACAACCACGGGGGGGAAUAAUGGGGUGGCAAGCAGCAACGUGACUCCGACACCGCUCAAUGGGCCAGGUAGUGAGGAAGACCACGAUAAGCUGUCAUCGCCGCUGACCGGUACCUCGACGCUAACGUCCGACCUGCACGAUCCGGACAACGAUAGCAACCCGGACGGUUACACGAUCCUGUAA